AUGAAUACAUUUGUAACAAUUAUGUGUUUUGCUUUGGUAGCAAUGGCAGCAGCCAAACCUGGCUACAACUAUCAACAACCAGAUGUAAAACAAACAUUCCGUCCAUCAGCACCAAUAAGUAACAAUGGCAUUUACUCAGGCCAACAGGGUCCAACUCAACAACAAUUUGCUACUCCUGUCCAACAAUAUGUUCCAUCAGCUCCUCAAUUUGCUGGCCCAUCUCCUCAGUAUGUUGCUCCCGUACAACAACAAGCUGUAUAUGCUCCUACUGCUCAUGUCGCUUCCUCCUCUCAGUACAAUUAUCAACCUCAACAACAAACCAUUGUCUCAAAGGAUAUCUACAUUCACUCUGCUCCUGAGGAAACCGAAGAAAUCGGAAACGAUCUUGGUGUUGAAGCUGGACCCCUCCGCAAGAACUACCGCAUUGUGUUCAUUAAGGCCCCAAGCCAAAACUUGAAACUUAACUUGGACUCUCUCAAGCGCGCUCAAGCUUCCAACGAAGAAAAGACUGUCAUCUAUGUGUUGUCCAAGAAACCCGACCUUGCCAACAUCCAAAGCCAAUUGUCUGCCGUUCAAACCGAACAAAAGGCCCACAAACCCGAAGUUUACUUCAUCAAGUACAAGACUCAAGAAGAAGCCAACCGUGCUCAACAAGAAAUCCAAGCCCAAUACGAUGCCUUGGGUGGUUCCACUCGCAUUUCCGAUGAAGGUAUCGCUCCCGUCACAUCGGUCAUUGGUGGUGGUCCCGUUAACAUUGGCUCAGUUGGUCCUUCUUUCGCCAGUGGCUCAAGUAAUGUUCCUGUUUUCUCCAGUGGUUCAGUUAAUGGUCCUUCUUUCGGUGGCAGCUCCAACUUUGUGCAAUCUGCCAGCAGCAACCAACAGCAAUUCGUGCAACAAUCUUUCCAAGGUAGCCAAGGUUCUGCUUCUAAUGUUAGCUUUGGCGUUGAAGCUCCCAACCACAAGUACUUGCCUGCUCAAAAGAAAUAG
Molecule: messenger RNA, 987 nt
Organism: Calliphora vicina (urban bluebottle blowfly)
Lineage: Eukaryota; Metazoa; Arthropoda; Insecta; Diptera; Calliphoridae
Exons: 2
Coding region: 1-987 (328 amino acids)
Source: RefSeq, a predicted model, not a curated record